Molecule: messenger RNA, 1495 nt
Organism: Lottia gigantea (owl limpet)
Lineage: Eukaryota; Metazoa; Mollusca; Gastropoda; Lottiidae
Exons: 8
Coding region: 92-1495 (467 amino acids)
Source: RefSeq, a predicted model, not a curated record
GCAGAAUAUUAUAUUUAAGUAUAACAUGACUGAGACCUAGAUUGUGAAUCCAGGAAUAUCCAAGCAUUGUACACCUGAAAAAGAACUCGAAAUGAAUUUCCUGAUAAUUUGGUGGAUUUUGGGGCUGUUGCAGGUCAAAGUUGAAGCAACAGAACAAUACCUUAACGUAGAGAAUUACUCUUCAACUUUUACAUCUAGAAAUCCAGUUUAUUACUUCGCUGACAACGAUUACAUUGGAAAACAGAUUAGCUUUUAUUUCACUGCCAGGGCGAGAGUUUUGUUUCUAGAGGCGUUGUACAUACACCUUGGUCCUAGAUCUUGUGAAAAAGUGAAGGUGUACUCACAAGGUGAGCCAACUUUCGGACUUGGCUGUACAGACUCCGGGAUAAGGAUGUUUUAUAAUGGAAAUGAACAAAUUGGUGGGGAAUUUAGUUUUGAAAUAACGGAUCUGAAAUUGGAAAAGGGUGAAGUUUUUUAUGUAAGAGUUUCUGCCGGGUCGUAUGAUAUGUCUGUAAGUUGCCAAGGUUACCAGAUAACAGAUAAAAGGUAUUCAUCGAAUCCUACCAAUAGAGAAAUCAAUGGAAAAAAUUGCAAAGAAGGAGAUGAAACCAACCUUUACAUCAUAUUUGGUGGUAUUUUAGCUGCUGUGAUUGUCAUUAAUAUUGUCUGUAUUGGAGUCUACUGUUAUAUCAGUUGUAGUGGACAGAGUCGAUGUAAGGUACAGUUACAGACAUCUAAAGAAAUAUACAUACACAUUCCAGCAACUUGUGAACCAGAAGCAGGGGGUUUACAUUGUCAGUCUAACCAGGAAAGGACCACAAAGAGACUGACCACGCCUAGUACUACCAAUGGAGAAACGACCCUUUACACAUCUACUGAGGCAACAGAGAGCUCCAAGACAAUCAGUGCGGCGAGGACUACUAAUAGAGAAACUUCUCCUGAUAUCACUACUGUGGUAACACAGACAUCCACGAUAAUCACUACAACGAGUACAACGAGUGGUAGCAGUACUGAUAACAACCAAACUUCAACCGGCGUAACAGAGAGCUCCAAGACAAUCAGUGCGGCGAGGACUACUAAUAGAGAAACUUCUCCUGAUAUCACUACUGUGGUAACACAGACACCCACGAUAAUCACUACAACGAGUACAACGAGUGGUAGCAGUACUGAUAACAACCAAUUGUCAACCGGCGUAACAGAGAACUCCAAAGUUGAUAAAGAAGGAGAUGAAAUCAAUCCCUACAUUAUGUUUGGUGGAAUUUUAGCUGCUCUGAUUGUCAUUAUCACCGUCUGUAUUGGUGUAUACUGUUUUCUCAGAAAUCGCAAGAGACCACAAGAAACACCUACCAAUGUGGCAUUGUCAAACUGGAAGGAAAAUGAAAAUGACAACUCACACUACCAUAACCUUGACAUCCACGAUACUGAAAUUACCGAUGACCACACCUACGAAGAACUUCCGGCGACAAAUACGAUCGUAAAUGAAGUUCACAAGUAA